AUGACCUUAUUUCGGAAGCGGUACUUUGCUGUACCGUUAGUCGGGGCGCGUGGCCGUCCCUGAGUGUUGAUGCGAGAGUGCCGCGCGAGAGGGCCGCACAACCCCUCCUCUCGCGAUUUCCCUGUCGGUGGUGGAAGGAGUCGGGAGCGGGAGUGAUUUGGUAUAUUGAAAGCAUAUGGAGGGGAUCCCGCAUCUUGGUGGGGAUGCGUAUCGCCGCGCGUGAUGGACACUCAGCUGGGCCAAAGGAACUGUGACGAAGAUUCUGAGAUGAAUUUUGCUGCAUUCUCAGCAGUGGGGAAUGCUGGGACACACUUUGUGACGACUGGUGGCCAGCUGCCCGUCACAAAGUUGCAGCAAAAUGUCUCUAAUAAUGGAACCCUAUCUCAGUAUUUCUCUCAGGUGGUGGGCAUGGUAGGCGGGGUGAACAUGGGCGAGGGCGUGCAGUACGUGCGCGCCAUCGACGGCGGCCCCGCGCUGCAGGCCGCGCCGCAGCUGCUGUCCGUGCCCAUCGCGCUGCCGGGGGCCAAGCCGGGUGACCCCCAGCCGACAGUACAGAUCCAGGUGCUGAGUCCAAACCUAACACUGCAGCAACAACAACCCAAGUACCAGAUGCAAAUACCCAUUCAAGGCUUCCAACAAGGCGGAGCUGUUCUCACAGUAGCAUAUUCACCAGAUGGCAAUGAUGGCGGUGGUUUUCAGCUCAUAGGGAACACGUUACCUGAAGGUACAUUCAGGAUGAGAUCAGGUCUCCAAGUUCUGGCGGCAUUGCCUCAAGAGAUGCAGCUUAUUCAUCAGCAACAAACACAGGAUAAUAAAGAACAAGUUCAGCAGAAUAUACAACAUCAGGUGUACAUAACGCCGAACAAUCAAAUAAUCAUCAAUGGCCCAGAAACAAAGACUCUGAACAACAACACGAGCGCCAACAACAACAACACUGACAUUGAAAAUAUCAUCAUCAAGGAGGAGUGCGAAGAAAAUAACGAUGACGAAAGUUCUCAAAGCACUGAGGCGAGUGAGAGUAUACCGUGGCAAUUGGGAACUUCUUCCCAAGAUAUUGUUAAAUAUCUCAACACAUUACCACCGCAGCAAACCUUACCUGUCUCACUACAGCAGUUUUUACGACUCAAUCCUACUGAGAUUAAGAAGGACCAAACUCCUGAUGUAGAAAUGACAAAUGUAGAGGAAGUUAAAAAAGAGGUUGUCACUGAAGCUAUUUUAGACGAAGAUGGCACCAUUCGUAUUCAAAAUAAAAAGAAGAAGAAAUACAAGAAAAAGCCACCUAAGCCUGCAAGGCCAAAGCCUGGUCAAGUAAUUAUAGCAACGGCAGCUGAUGGAACUCCUAUUUAUUGCUGUCCUGAGUGCAACAUGGCUUACCCAGACAAGGGACAAUUGGAAAUGCAUCUUUCUGUGCACAAAAUUGAGAGGAGAUUUAUUUGUGGGAUUUGUGGAGCUGGUUUGAAGCGCAAGGAGCACUUAGAAAGGCAUAAGCUUGGACACAACCCAGAGCGGCCCUACGUAUGCGGCGCCUGCGGGAAGGGCUUCAAGCGACGCGAACAUCUCAACCUGCACGCUGUCAUACACUCUGGAGUCAAGACCGAACUCUGCGGACAGUGCGGCAAAGGUUUUUACCGCAAAGAUCAUCUCCGUAAACACACGCGGUCGCACGAGACCAAGCGAGCAAGAGACGAGGCUAAUAAUGAUGUGAUAGAAGUGAAAACGCAGGCUACUUCGCCAACACCUAAUACUUCAAAUAUUUCUACCAACUCGAACACUAUAUUGCCAGAAAUUACAAUUCAUGUGCCGACGAGCUCGAACAUGGCGGUGCCGGUGCAGAUCAAUAUCCCGCAGCACGUGAUGUCGUCGCUCGCCGCCGCGCAGGCCGCACAAGACGCGCACAGCGACGCGCAUGCGCAGCUCGACGCGCUGCUCGCGCACCACUCGUGACCGGCUGCACAUGAAGACAUCUCUAGAAAGGCGAGCGGAAUCACCGUGUAGACAUCUUGUAAUUUUUAAUCGAAUAAAGGAGGGUAUUUUAACCUAUUGUAAUUACAUGUACCUAUUGGUAACAAUCGAUCGUUUUUAAAGUCCACUCAAAUUGUUGUCCAAAAGAAUGUAUAUUAUGUAUAAACAUCGUGUAACGUUUAAUAUUCGAUAAAGGCGUUUGUCUUCAUUGUAAUAAAUAUCACAUUUCAAUACAUUUUACCAUAAUUGUGGAUCGAUUUUUAUCGCUGUAAAGUCUCACUUGUUAUGAAAUUUAUGUAGCGGGUGCUUAUUUAAACAGUAAUUUAUCUUUUCUUUCAUCAUUGAUUUGAAAUUUGAAAGAAAACAGUACUGUUUAACUAAUAACCCCCUAAAGCAACAUUAUUAUAGAUAAAGUCGAAAAUGCUUUCUGUACUUUGUAAUAUCAGAAAUUGUGAAAAAUAAUUUCUUACAAACAAUUUGUGACAAUAUGAAGGCAUACUGUUUUUUUGUUGUUACUUAAUUUGAAAAAAAGAAAUACUUUUGAUGUGUAAAUAUAGUAUUACGUCAAUCGCUUACAAGAUAAUACAGGUUACUUGUAAUUUCAUUAAAAAAAAAAUAACAAGUAUAAUGUAUGUGGCAAUGAAUUGUCGAUUGGAAAAUGUUGUUCGCUCCAAGAGUCCGUCACUUGCAAGGAAACGAGACGACCAUGUAAAUUAUUCAUAAGAGAAAGAAAAUAUGGACUGAAAUGUAUUUUUACAUUUGUAUUAUAGACUUAAAACACUCGUUGAUAUAUUGAAUCAUUGUUCUAAGUAACAUGCGGCUUUUGAACGAAAGAUUAAAUUCGAUGAAAAGUAUUCUACACGUUUUAGUGUGGUUUACCGUUAGGACAAAUACACCGGCGACUUUUGUAGUAGCUCAGCGCGGUAGGAAUGUUACAGAAUGUCAGCCAAGAAAAAUUAAUUGAAACAGAUAUAUUUAUAUUUUCAAACAAUAAUAAAAAUAAUAUAUGUAUGUAUAUAUAGUAUAUAUAAUAAUGUAAUUAAUACUAUAUAUGUAUAUAUAGUAAUGUUUCUAUAUAUAUGGAAUCGUUUCAGUACAUCAUUAACCGAUCGUUUUUUUUUUUUUAGUUACUGCGUAAUGCGCCAUUAAUAUUGUUCUUAAAGUUUUUAUGUAACUUUAAUGCUUUUGAAUUUGCGCUCGUAGGCAAUUCUACCAUCCGUAAGCAAAACGAAACGUUUCAUAAAUAUAGUAAUCGGAUACAUUUCUGUAUGUGUUAAUGUAUACAUAACGGUAGGGGGGGGGGGGCGGUAUUCUGUAAGAUCAAACUCGUACCCCAGAAAACGAUCGUGAAGAAUCAUUAUCAGAAUGUGAUAUGCGACAUUGACAAUAAUAGUCGUAACAUUUCAAAAAUAAACGCAUCAAAAUCGUAUAUCACCAUAAGCCGGUUAUCAACAUUUUACGGGUGAGUAAUGAAGUGAGUUCAUACAGAAUCGCACUGCUGGUAAUAGAACUUAUCAAGUACUGGUCACUUUGUAUUCUUCUGCUUAUAAUUACAAGCACAAUGAACAUAGCUUAUGAACAUGAGUCAUUUUCAGUAUUGCCAUGACCCUCUUACUCAUACGCGUUAUUAUGUUAUUAUAUUAAUUUUGUUGUGAAAUUACAAUAAUACCCCGCAAUAUAUAAAAUAUUAAUUAUAUAAAAAAUCGAUAUGACGGCUUAUUAUUAUACAGAAAAGUGAAUGUUUGAAAAAUAUUGAAAAUUUUUUUUGGCUGACCACGUUAUUAAAUACGCGUACGUACACAUAUCAAUUGUAUUAUGUAAUUAAACGGUUUCUAACAUAAGAUUUCGCUUUUUUAAAAUUAAUACUUUUUCGUUAUGAUUGUAUGAAACUAGAUCUGCUUAGCUUUAUAGUUACUUGCCUGAUAUUCUGGAGACUCAUUUAUUAGUGUUUACUCACCCAUUUUUGUAGUUUGCAAUUAAGAUUCGUUGUUUAGCGGUUUGUUAGCUAAACAAUGCUUUGUCUUCUUCUUCUUUCGAAUGUAAAAUCAAUAAUGACAGAGAGAGAGAGCGAAAUUUGUGUUUAAAUAAACAGCCGCAGGCAUCGUUUAUAAACAAGGGCGUGAAUCUUUAACGAAACUGCCUCUGUCAAUGUAAUAAGUUAAAAAUAAUUUCUCUAAACUGAAUACGAAAUGACUAAUAUAAUCGUGUUUAAAAAAAGACACUUUUUUAAAGGCUAUUUUUUAUGUCACUAUAGAAUGCAUCUCUCUUUGAAUUGUAAGUGAAUUUUAACUCCUAGCUGCCCAGGGUGACGUCUUCGCUCGAUUGAGAGAAAAAAAACACUUACUGACAACUACAAAUUACUAUUACAGACAACAUAUUGUGUGAUAAUUAUUAAAAUCGAUUCCAAGAAAUGAUCUGGGCAUGUAUGUAUGGGUUAAA
Nymphalis io (European peacock) is the source of this 4401-nucleotide messenger RNA. Its product is annotated as zinc finger protein 200-like. Gene Ontology annotation, biological process: regulation of transcription by RNA polymerase II. The transcript is spliced from 15 exons. Gene Ontology annotation, molecular function: DNA-binding transcription factor activity; RNA polymerase II cis-regulatory region sequence-specific DNA binding. NCBI's taxonomy places the organism in Eukaryota, Metazoa, Arthropoda, Insecta, Lepidoptera, Nymphalidae. Bases 223 to 1944 code for a protein of 573 amino acids. The record is from RefSeq and is a predicted model, not a curated record.